AUGAAUAAAGUUAUGACGACACCUUCAAAUGCCAGUUUCUAUGGCUCAGACAUUGUCAAUGGCUCAAAUGCAGAGCAAAUAUCUUUGGCUUCGAAGAAAACUCUACACGAGCUGGAACCAGAGAAAAUGCAUAACCUGGAGCUACACCAACAAACUUUAAACAUACAAGCACAACAACCACAGAAGGAAACAAGUAAUCCGGUACAAACCAAUGGUAUUGAAGGUCCCUCCUCUUACCAGUACCAGCACAUGUCACAAAACAAAAGCAGAGGCCAACAAAAUUAUGCCAUGGACUACUCAAAUUAUUAUGCAAUGCAGCCAGGAUAUUCUGUAAUACAAAAUGCAGAGCUUUUGAACUCGGCAACAUCAAUGUCUACUGCUAAUAAUGGGUACUCCGACUACCAAACUGGGAUAAACCUGGUAGUCAGUCCGAUGGCACAAACGACUAAUCAGGACAUAGCUAUUUCCAAAUUGAAACAACAACAAUAUGCUCCUUCUCAAUCCCAAUUCACUCAACAGGUUUACUCCCAACAGAGCCCCUAUCUGAUUUUUCAGCAGCAAGAUUUCUAUGCGACAAAUUUUGGAGCAAAGUCUCGUAAUAAUCUGCAACAACUGCAAACGUAUUCUACAAAGAAUGGGUACCAAGCAUUUAAUUCAAACUCGCUGCAACUAUUAUACCAAGGCGAGAAAACUGGAUUGGAAAGUGAUGAGAAUGAUCUACGCCAUCGGCACAAUCAACAGCUGCAACAUCAACAGCUGCAACAUUUGUUAAAUCAAGCAUUCACUAACCCUAGCGCAAUGCUGUACACGCAAGUGUCUCUUCCUCAGUCUUCGCUUACUUACGCCUCACCAUCAGUUCUGCAGAAUUACCAGGGCUACCCCCCUCAGAGACUGUAUCAGCAACUGGUGUCUAAAUCAAAACCGCAGAUGGCCGUGUCUACCCGAAACCAACUGGUAUCGUCCACCCUUACAAACAAAUCAAGAAACUCAUCAACGUUUUCAAACAAUGACGAUCGUUCCAGGACAACAUCAAUAAGCAGCUGUAUACCACAAACUGAACCCCCUGCCAAUGUCGUGAGACCUCGUAUUGCUACCCUUAGUUGGGAGGAAGAGAAGACCAAUUGCUACCAAGUUCGAGCAAAGAAUGUUUUGGUUUCACGGAGAGAAGACAACAAUUAUAUAAAUUGCACCAAGUUGCUCAAUGUUGUUGGCAUGAGCAGGGGCAAGAGAGACGGUAUCUUGAAGACAGAAAAGGUUAAGAAUGUUGUUAAAGUUGGAACGAUGAACUUGAAAGGUGUUUGGAUUCCAUUUGAUCGUGCAUAUGAGAUUGCUCGUAAUGAAGGUGUAGAUGUGCUUUUGCAUCCAUUAUUUGUAAGAAACAUCAAGGAGUAUUUUCUUACUGAAGGUUAUAAGUUGAAAAAUGAAGAAGAUUUGGAGAAGCAAAAGUCGAAAGAAAAUGAAAGUGAUGAUAAAACCAAUCUCAAACUUUUGGACACACCGAUUCCCGAUUUUGACAAAAGCACCAGUUGUCCUACAGGUGGAUAUGCUACUUCUUUGGCGUCAAAUGAUUCCAAGGAAUAUGAAAUUUGA
Lodderomyces margitis is the source of this 1590-nucleotide messenger RNA. RefSeq names its product KilA-N domain-containing transcriptional regulator EFH1 (gene EFH1). Gene Ontology annotation, biological process: positive regulation of transcription by RNA polymerase II. The record is from RefSeq and is a predicted model, not a curated record. Lineage: Eukaryota; Fungi; Ascomycota; Pichiomycetes; Serinales; Debaryomycetaceae. The coding region runs from base 1 to 1590 and encodes 529 amino acids. The transcript has a single exon. Gene Ontology annotation, cellular component: nucleus. Gene Ontology annotation, molecular function: DNA-binding transcription factor activity; sequence-specific DNA binding.